AUGGACCUCUUGCUUCUAGACAUCCCUUCCCAUCCUUCCUCGCGGGCGAAAACAGUCCGCAUCGCAUCCCCGCCCGUGCGCUCUCAAAUAUCCCCCAUUGAGCCACAAUCUCCUCUAUCGACGGGUACGACUACUCCAUUCCAAAGCGUCUCGAUGCGUCGUGAUUCUCCGCCUCCCCCAGUGCGAGAUUUAGAGUCGGAAAGUUCAGACGAUGAAGCUUCCCCUGAUCCUUUCGGCAACCCGGAGGUCUCCGGGAACGACGAAUAUGACAGCCAGGAGCUUGAAGACAGCACACAACCGAGUCCUCGGUCAGCGAGGACGCAAGGGUCGGGGACCGGGCAACAUGAACAGCAGGAUCCGGGUGGAUUGAAGAGGUCGAUGCCGGAUGCAGACACCAUGUGUACUUCACGAACACCGGACGGUGCGCGAUCUCCGGAGGCGCAAAGGAAAAGAGCUACGCUGGAUGUGGAUGCAUUUAAGAGAUUGCUUCUUACUGGGGAUGCUGGAAUUGAGCUGGGUCCUGCUCCAGCACAUUCCCCUGCUCAGUUUCAGGAAGAGAGGAUGGCUGGUGGUAAUGUUAUUGAUUCAAAACCCUGGAGACAAACCAACUCCGAGUCCACACCCGCUUUGCAGGAUUAUGUGAGGCGUGGAUCCUCGACGAUGUCUAGUUUUGAAAAGGAGAGUGUGAACCCUGACGGACAAUCCAAGCCAAGUGGAAAGAAGAAACCACCGCCUCCUAAGGUGAGGCAUGGGAAACUGAUUCAAAGUGACACCAGCGAUAUGUCUUCGCUUGGAAUUUCGAGCCCGUCCCCGUCAUCGGACAAUUCUUUCCUGCCGUUGAGACCUCCUUCUCCAUCAAUCUCACAGCAGGGAGGAAGAGUUGUCUCCGAUCCUCCCAUCCAACGCUCUGAUUGUACCACCAGGAUUUCAGCUUUGGACCGACGUGCUGAAGUUCGGUCUGAAGCGUUUUUGAACCCCAAGCCGCUCCCACCCAUCCCUCCUGUGCGAAGAAGCAGUCAGCUAAAACAGUGCAAACCCUCUCCCCCGAUCAGCCGUUCAUGUUCUACUCGACUUCCCAAAACAUCGUCCCUUUCCGGGUCUACAGCACCCCGAACUCCGCCUCCACCACCUUCGCGCCGUAAAGAUCGGGAGUCGUCCAAUUCAUCGCCUUCUACCCAGUCUCGAUUCCCUAUUACUCCAGACGGCACCGCUCCUCCAGAUGAAGAAGCAGAAGAUGCUUCUGAAAACACCAGCCUCCAGCGCUCCGAAACCGGUUCGAUACGCUCUGUGAAUAGACUAUCACGGCUUUCAGGCCCGUCUGCUGUGCCACCGCGACCCCCACCUCCGAGACGGAGCGGCGGCUCGCAAGCAUACAGCUCUGAAGAUUCCCGGCCGGCGAGGCCAAUGUCGAUGGUUGAAACAAGCAGCAAUCAGAUUAAAGACAAAGAAGUAGACGAAGAAUCGCCUCCUGCGCCGCGCUCCAACGCGAAUAAUAUCCUCGCGGACCUAUCGAAGUUGCAGAAAGAGGUGGACGAAUUCAGAGGCAAGUAUGAGAAGAAACAGCCUAAUUGA
This is a messenger RNA of Coccidioides posadasii C735 delta SOWgp, 1572 nucleotides long. RefSeq lists its product as uncharacterized. The record is from RefSeq and is a predicted model, not a curated record. NCBI's taxonomy places the organism in Eukaryota, Fungi, Ascomycota, Eurotiomycetes, Onygenales, Onygenaceae.